AUGAAGUUCUCCGCCGCAUUCAUCCUCGCUGCCCUCCCGGCUCUCAUCGCCGCGGACAGGGACCAUCACAAAUCAGAAGCUCCCCCUGCCUGCGGAACCGUGAUUUCGACCGUCACUUACACCUACUACCCCACUGGCACCGGGUCGCCCUCGAGUUCUUCUGCUUCUGUUUCCUCCUCUUCCGCCUCUUCGAGCAGCGCGCCUCAGCCGACUCCCAAUUACUUUGGCAUCAUCUCUGCGCGCUCCGCCUCGCCCGUCCACCUUCAGGAAGUGAACGCUGCCGGCGGUCGUUUCUGGAUUGGUAGAGAGACUGCCUCUUACUGCCCUCUGCCUGCGGCCCAAUGCCCCAACAACACUGACGAGACUGUCUUUGCGUACGAGAGCGGUUACGCUUCUCUGGACGUCGAGGUUCCUGGUGGCCAGCAAAUCUACGUCGCUCCCGAGGGCUACCUUGGCUUCACUGCUCCUCACUCUGCUUACAUCCCGCCCGGAUCCUCCACUGACGACUUCAAUUACACUCCCGGCUCUUCAUUUGGCUACUUUGGAACCACCGCCUUGGGCGCCACUGGCUUCCUUGCUUGCCCUAACGCGAAUGGCACUUUCCCUUACCAGGUCUUUGCCAACAUUAACGGCCUCAGCGACUCCAACGUCCCGAGCGGCAAGGUCAGUGACUGUCUCGGCUUUGACGCUCUCGCGCCUGCAUACACCGGCCCCAACCCCCCCGUCUGGGAAUACACUUAA
This is a messenger RNA of Xylona heveae TC161, 741 nucleotides long. RefSeq lists its product as hypothetical. Bases 1 to 741 code for a protein of 246 amino acids. The transcript is spliced from 2 exons. The record is from RefSeq and is a predicted model, not a curated record. Lineage: Eukaryota; Fungi; Ascomycota; Xylonomycetes; Xylonales; Xylonaceae.